Vicia villosa (hairy vetch) is the source of this 866-nucleotide messenger RNA. RefSeq names its product heavy metal-associated isoprenylated plant protein 39-like. NCBI's taxonomy places the organism in Eukaryota, Viridiplantae, Streptophyta, Magnoliopsida, Fabales, Fabaceae. The coding region runs from base 1 to 477 and encodes 158 amino acids. The transcript is spliced from 3 exons. The record is from RefSeq and is a predicted model, not a curated record. Gene Ontology annotation, molecular function: metal ion binding.
AUGUUUCAAAUGGCACGUAACAAUGUUAUCAACACAUCAAACAUUUGUCUUAUUGAGUUUCUCCAUGCUGGCUGGCCAGAAAUAAAACAAGACAUCCACAACCACAACCACACGUCUUACAUUGUAUUCUCAAGCCUUCAUUCUCCUCUUGCUUGUUUUUCACACCCUUCUUCCCUUUUCACAAUGGCUCAGCAGAAGGUGGUGUUAAAGGUCCUUACUAUGACGGAUGACAAAACAAAGAAGAAAUCAAUAGAAGCAGUUGCAGAUAUCUAUGGAGUUGAUUCAAUUGAGACAGAUGUUAAUGAACAGAAGUUAACAGUGAUUGGCGAAAUGGAUACAGUGGCAGUAGUGAAGAAGCUAAAGAAAGUGGGGAAGGUAGAUAUAGUAUCAGUUGGACCUGCCGUAGAAGAGAAGAAAGAAGAGAAGAAAGAAGAAAAGGAAGAGAAAAAGGAAGAGAAACAAGAGGAGAAAAAAUAAAGACAACAAUACACAUCAUUGGAUUUUCAAAUUCUCUCUUUACAUUGCCCAAGGAGCUAAUGACUUAUGAAUGUGAUAAUAUAUUUAUCUAUGCAUUUGACUCAUGCUUGUAAAGAAUGAUAUAACUACAUGCAAAGAAUGAUAUAUUUGUGGAAUGAAAGAGAAACAUAAGACCAAACCAAAAAAUAAAAGGGGACAAAAGAAGAUUAGGAGGUUUUUAUAUGAAAUAAUAAAGGGACCUUUCUCUAUGACUAAAUUUUAAAGAUAUAACCAUUGUGAAUCACCUAAAUGUCUUCAUGAUGCUAAAAUUUAAUUAACUAACUUAGCAUGCAAGAUAAUUCUAGGGAAAAGUGCUGGGAUUACCCUGAAAGCAAAGCAAGGUACAAUGG